Leptosia nina is the source of this 1056-nucleotide messenger RNA. NCBI's taxonomy places the organism in Eukaryota, Metazoa, Arthropoda, Insecta, Lepidoptera, Pieridae. The record is from the annotation of a GenBank genome assembly.
AUGCCUGAAAAUAAGAACCUUUUACAUUGCUAUAAUAGGGGUUGUGGGCAACUUUUCGACCCAAAUGACAACGAUAAAGAUGAGUGUUGUCAUCAUCCGGGUGCUCCUGUUUUCCACGACGCAUAUAAAGGUUGGUCUUGCUGUAAUAAGAAAAGUGUUGAUUUCACUGAAUUUCUAAAUAUUAAAGGCUGUACACAUUCGAAACAUAGUAAUGUGAAACCCCAAGAACCAGAGAAAAAGGUCAUAGACAAAGAACUGGAGGAAAAGACAGUGAUAGAAGUAAGAGCACCGAUUGUUGGGCCGCAACUUCCAAGACCUGCAUUUGAAACACCAGUGGUUACCUUAAUACCAAUUAUAGCUGAUUCUUUAAAGCAGAGUGUGCAAAAGAGUUUGAGCCAAUCGGCUGUGAAAAGUGAUGGGACCAUACCUAUAGGCACAACAUGCAAGAAUGGUGGAUGCAGUGUGUCAUAUGAGGGACCUCAAUCCAGUGAGGGUAUAUGCACAUAUCACCCGGGUUGUCCAAUUUUCCAUGAGGGCCUAAAAUUCUGGUCUUGCUGUCAAAAACGGACCACUGAUUUUAACACCUUCUUAAGUCAACCAGGUUGUACAACUGGUACACACAAAUGGGUUAAAGAGACUGCCCCAGCUGGUACUGUGAAAUGUCGUUGGGAUUGGCACCAAACACCGGAAUAUGUAAUAGUAAGCGUAUAUGCUAAGAAAUAUGACCCAUCAGCAAGUUACAUAAAUGUGAACCCAAUUCGGCUCAAUGUCAAGCUCUUGUUUUGUGAAGAGGGAAAUGCUUCAUUUGAGAUAGAUCUAGAAUUGAGAGGGGUAAUAGACAUAGGCAAGAGCAGUGCAUCAAUGUUAGGUACCAAGGUUGAGAUUAAAUUAAAGAAAGCUGAGCCAGGAGCUUGGAGUAAACUUGAUUUCCCAAGAACAGCCCCAGCCGUCGAGCAACCCUUGCCUGAAAAAGAGGAUCUUGAUGAAGAUGACUCGGUUGACCUUUCCUCUGUUGAAGCAAUUAAUUCUAUUGGAAAAAUCAAUGUAGCUGGCUGA